GGCUGCUGGGGUCUCGAGUCGCUGCAAUCUGUUGCGCCGCCGCCCGCGGGAGCGGGCAGAUCCGGGUCUCGUGGCUUAGAGUGACGUGGUCAGUCGAAUCAAAACAGAGGAGGGGAGGAAGUCAGCGGCCAGGAGCAGCAGCGGCCGCGGCGUCCCGAGCAGCCGCAGCGUUCCGGAAGCUUCAGGCGGUUUUUCUGCCGAGCCUGGGUCCCGGCCCCCAUCCUCCCCGCCCCGUCGGUUGUUGUCUGGGCGGAUUUAAACAGUCAAGUUAAAUCAAACUGGGAAAUCAUGGCAGAAGGUGGAUUCGAUCCCUGUGAAUGUGUUUGCUCUCAUGAACAUGCGAUGAGAAGGCUGAUUAAUCUGUUGAGGCAGUCCCAGUCCUACUGCACAGACACAGAAUGUCUUCAAGAAUUGCCAGGACCUUCUGGUGAUAAUGGCAUCAGUAUUACCAUGAUCUUGAUGGCCUGGAUGGUUAUUGCAGUGAUUUUGUUUCUACUGAGACCUCCUAAUCUAAGAGGAUCCAAUCUUACUGGAAAGCCAACCAGUCCUCAUAAUGGACAAGAUCCACCAGCCCCUCCUGUGGACUAACUUUGUGAUAUGGGAAGUGAAAAUAGUUAACACCUUGCACGACCAAAUGAACGAAGAUGACCAGAGUACUCUUAACCCCAUUAGAACUGUUUUUCCUUUUGCAUCUGCAAUAUGGGAUGGUAUUGUUUUCAUGAGCCUCUAGAAAUUUCACUUGCAAGCUUAUUUUUGCUUCCUGUGUUAUCACCAUUCCUUUUUACAGUAUAUUUGAGUAAAUGAUUAUAUUAAAAAAAAGUUACAUGGGCUUUUUUGGUUAUCCUACACUUAAACAUUCCACUCAUUCUGUUUGUAACUGUGAUCAUAAUUUUUGUGAUGAUUUCUGGCCUGAUUGAAGGAAAUUUGAGAUCUCUGCAUUUAAAUAUUUUAAAUAGUUUUGAUAGGUUUUAAAAUUGCUUUUUUUUUCAUUAGUUAUUUAUAAAGUUACUUGGGGUUGUCUGAGAUUGUAUGAAAAAAAUUAGAACCACACUGUAUUUACAUUUACCUUGAUUUGCGGGUGGCAGUUAUCUCUAGUUCUUGGGACUGUGGCAGCCUUUGGAAUAUUUUACAGUUCUGUGUCAUCCACUACAACUGGCUUAUGUGGCUAGAAAAGGAAGGGAGAAGAAAUGAAAUAGUUGUUUACUAGGUUUUUUAUUCCCGUAAAAAUGUCUAAUAUUAGGAGAACUUUAAACAUGAUUUAAAUAUGGUGGAUGAUUUACAGUCCAUUAUAGCCUUACAAGGUUUGUGAAAGGAGGAAAAAAGUUAAUUCUUUCUGCCUUUGCCAAGUAUAUUCUAUACAGUAAUAAUUUAAGCUAUAAUUUAUUUGUUAAAUGGGUGCCUCUCAGGAACCUUCUUUUCUGUUCUAACACUUCCCUGUUAAAUGGAACUAUCUUAAAGCUGUAUUGGGGACCUAUUUGGUUACUGAUAUUUGAAUGCUCUUUACUUAUUUAGUCUUUUUUCUGUGAGGAAAAAAUUGAAUCUUUUAUUAUCCUUCUUACUUUAAAAUAUAUUUGAUGAAUUCUUAAUUUACUCCAAGGGAGAAGGAGGAAAAUGAAAAAGCAAUCAAGGAUCUUUUUCUCACCCCUUAUCUCAUUCUUGUUUAGUAAUAAGAUGGAUUGGGGUGAGGAGGAGUAUUAAUAUAAGUAAAAUAUUGAAAUGUAUGAAAAGUAAAAGGUUGCAUUGUUUUGCUCAGUUUGAAAGAAAAUACAAAUGGCAUAAAAACGAAGUCUGAAUGACCCAUGUGGUUAUGGAAUUUUUUCUUAGCAAGUGAUUACAGAUGGUUUAUGGGGGCUAGAAGAUAUUUUGCUAUCAAUGUAAGGAUUUUUCCCCCAGAUGAGUCUAGCUUUUCACUGUAUUGAUCUGAGAAAUUAGUUGUAUGAAUUAAUAAACUUCUCUAUAUCAUUGUACUGUUUAAUAGAGUCUCUGAUACAAUUGUGUGAUGCUCAUAGGGUAUUUUCCCCCCUUUAUUAUGAUUACAUUUUAGGCCAUAAACAUUUUAAGGGCUUCAUUCAUUAUAUAAUCCAAUAUUGACUGCUUGCAUUCCUUUUGUGCAUCUUGGCUUUGUGCUUAAUUUCUUGACAUAAUAUAACCUACUCAAUUACUUUAUGCUAAUUGAAGGGUAUCAUAACACAGGUAAGUCAAAUCUUGGAUAAUUGAGCACCAGAGGUUUAAAGUUCUUCCUCUUGCUGGGCCUGGAAACCUUCCCAGCUUUAUAGCUGUUAGAGUAUUUAAUGCAGAAAGGGCAGGAAUGGCAUAGGAUGGAGCUAAAUCUCUGUAAGCAUUCCUUUUUCUGCCCUUGCCCCCUAGACUUUGAAGGCUUACACAUAUAUCCUAACAGUCUUUUCUCUAAGCUGCUAGAAAGCCAAUCUUUGGCAGAGAUACUGAUGUAUUUACUGAAUCUGUGGCUCACAAAUAAUUAAGAAUUGGCUUUGGUUGAAGCCAACUGGCCUAGACCUGGAAACAGAAUGUCUAGUGUUAGCUAGAGACCUGCAAAUCUAGAUUCUUAUUCCUGAUUCUUCAUUUCUGUUAUGUACACUUAAUUGAUAGUACAUCUAGAAUAUUAACCUUUUCUAUAUGGACCAUCUAUUUAAUUAGCAACAAAGCUCCUAGAGAAGUAGUUUUGGUUUUUUUGCUUAUAAAAUUUCUCCGUAUUCCUGAGAAAGACCAUGUACUACUGCAUAUAAAGUAUUCCUGUUAACCUAACUAGUAAUUUAUAUUAUUCUAUUUAAUUCUUAAACUUCUACAUGUGGCCUUCUUAUUGAGCACACUCUUAGUCAUUACUUGGCUUGUAAACAUUCACCUGAACUGUGGCUACAAUCAUUUUUAUAUAAUCUGGAAAAAAGAAAGCUAAAGCUUCACAUUUUAAUUUUUGGCUCUUAAAUAUUCCACAACUAACAUUAAGUUAAUUUUAUUUAAGAGUGAUUUGAUGUACCUUAUGCAAAGUAAUGUUUUCUUUCCAUAUGGAAAAAGUUAACAUUGGAACUGUGUAUAGUAAAAGAUUUUAUCAUGUAUCUAUCCAAGCCCUAUCCCAUAGCCAGCAAGUCAUAUUUUAAACUUGCAGAGAUUUUCCAAAGUAACUGUUAGGUUCAGCUAUUCCAUGGUUACUUUUAGUGUCAUUGUGUGGUAUGUGAUGUGGUAGUAUUUAUAGAAUUACUGAAUUUUUAUAUUUUCAAAGAAACCUUGGAAAUUUGUCACUCUGAAUUAAAGUCUGUCACUCUAAAUAAACAUGUGCUAAAAUUGGACCAGCGCAUCAGCUUACGACACAAAAUAGCAACUUGAAGGAGAAAUGAAGCGUUUACACAUAAUGGGUUAAAUUUUUGUUGUUGCAAUAGUAGGUUUAGUCUUAACAUAAUAUUUCUAAAUGAAAAAUCAUAUGUAUUUGUUACCAUGUCUGAUGAUUGCUUUGUUAAAAGCAAAAGUGGUCAUGUGAUGUACUAAAUAUUAAUUGCUGUUUUUAAAUGUUUAAAUCAUGCCAAACAAAUCAUGUCUGUGCCAUCCAGGGUUUAUUGUAAUCUUUUACUGAGUACUUGGACUGGGAUAAAGGGCUUGUACUAUGCACUUUUUAUUAAUGAAUAAAUAGAAAACGUUAGUAAUGCA
This is a messenger RNA of Felis catus (domestic cat), 3657 nucleotides long. It is a transcript of the gene SMIM14, whose product is annotated as small integral membrane protein 14. The coding region runs from base 289 to 588 and encodes 99 amino acids. The record is from RefSeq and is a predicted model, not a curated record. The transcript has 5 exons. Gene Ontology annotation, cellular component: endoplasmic reticulum. NCBI's taxonomy places the organism in Eukaryota, Metazoa, Chordata, Mammalia, Carnivora, Felidae.